Messenger RNA from Galleria mellonella (greater wax moth), 5470 nucleotides. RefSeq names its product cationic amino acid transporter 4. Gene Ontology annotation, biological process: amino acid transport; transmembrane transport. Bases 110 to 2080 code for a protein of 656 amino acids. The record is from RefSeq and is a predicted model, not a curated record. Gene Ontology annotation, molecular function: amino acid transmembrane transporter activity. Gene Ontology annotation, cellular component: plasma membrane. Lineage: Eukaryota; Metazoa; Arthropoda; Insecta; Lepidoptera; Pyralidae. The transcript has 7 exons.
UUAGGUGCGCGCGCCGCACCAUCUUUGUCGUAGAUAUCUACUAAUUGUAACGUGAGAUUGAACGUGUACGUAUAAAAUAUUGUCAGCUGGCCAUAAUUAACGAGUCAUUAUGCCUGGAGCCAGGCAUAAAAUACUCGGGCAUGUAUUGUCCGGGUUUUGCCAUAAGAUGAAUCGUCGAAAACCGCUUUACGGCGAUACUAUGGACACACCACUCAACCGGUGCCUCACUACCUUCGACAUCACUUUACUAGGUGUUGGACAUAUGGUAGGCACUGGCAUUUACGUUCUGACUGGAACUGUAGCGAGUCGCAUAGGAGGACCUGCGACGGCACUCAGCUUCCUUCUUGCUGGUGUCACUUCUACAUUAGCGGCUCUAUGUUACGCUGAAUUCGGUACUAGAAUACCUAGAGCUGGUAGUGCCUAUGCUUAUACCUACGUCAGUAUUGGUGAAUUUUGGGCGUUCAUCAUCGGUUGGAAUAUUGUUUUGGAGUAUAUAAUAGGUGCUGCAUCGGUUGCUAGAGCAUGGUCGGCUUAUUUAGACACAAUGCUGGACGGAGCAAUUAGCAAUGCUACAAUAUCUAUUACGGGAGAACUACACGAAACGUUGUUCAGCACCUAUCCAGACAUUCUGGCAUUUCUCAUAUGUAUAGUUGCCUCUUUAAUUCUUGCUGUUGGAGUAAAAACAUCUGCCUAUAUCAACAACGGCCUAACAAUUUUGAACUUACUAGUCAUAUCUCUUGUCAUAUUUCUCGGUUUUUAUUACGCUGAUUUUAAUAACUGGUCUGCAAAGAAUGGGGGGCUUAUGCCAUAUGGAUUUAGUGGCGUUUUGGCCGGAGCGGCAACUUGUUUUUAUGCUUUUGUCGGCUUCGACAGUAUUUCAGCAUCGAGUGAAGAAGCCAAAGACCCAUCACGUUCUAUUCCUGUUGCAACUAUGUUAUCCAUAGCUUUCGUGUCAUUUGGAUAUAUUCUUGUUGCAAUUGCCUUGACAUUAAUGGUACCAUACACGAGUAUAAAUCGCGAAGCGGCACUGCCAGCAGCUUUAGGUGCUGUGCACGCCGAUUGGGCCAAAUAUGCAGUGGCAGUCGGUGCCGUGUGUGGAAUGACAACAACUUUGUUAGGCUCCUUGUUUUCUCUGCCUCGUUGUUUAUAUGCUAUGUCGGCUGAUGGACUGUUAUUUGGUUUUCUUAGUGAUGUUAACAACAAAUCACAAAUUCCUAUUUCGAAUCUUAUCAUAUCUGGAUUAUCAUCUGCAUUGAUAGCUUUAUUAUUUGAUUUAAAUAAGUUAAUUGAAUUCAUGUCGAUCGGAACUCUUUUAGCCUAUACAAUUGUUAGUGCAGCAGUAAUCAUACUUCGAUAUCGACCUACGCCCUCUUUGGAUGAUAAAAGCUUUGGUGCACCUCAAUUGGAUUCUCCUUGGGAUCGAGAAGAUAGCUCAGCUACAGGCACUCCGGCGACUGAUGGUGGCUCUUCUUCAUCUGAGAUGUUCGAAGCCCUUACGGUUGGUCGACUGCGGCCACAGUAUGCGUGGCUGGAGCCCCUGGUAGGAGGCAGGGCCCCAGGAGCCGCAGUAACCGGUUGUGUCUACACAUUCACCGUGGCCGCUGCUGCCCUCUGCGCUCACGAGCACUUCUUGUCGGAACCGGCUGGUCUCUGGGCAUUACUUCCAGACUUCGUUCUCACAUCAAUUAUGCUUUCUUGCUUACUGAUAAUCAAAGCUCACCAGCAAAGCCCGACUCGUUUGCCAUUCCGAGUGCCAUGUGUGCCCUUGAUACCGGCCAUCAGCGUAGUCAUGAAUCUAAUGCUCAUGAUUAAUCUCAAAGCACUGACAUGGGCUAGAUUCGCUAUAUGGAUAACAUUCGGUUUACUUCUGUACUUCCUGUACGGGAUACAUCACAGUAAAUUAGGCGAGGGUGUAGGGCUACUGUCGCGAUCAGCCAGCGGCGGCGGCCAUAGCGGUUGGGGGGCGGUGGAGAAGACGAGCGCGCUCGCCCGCCGCGUCGCACGACUCGGCCGCGGCAGCAAGAGCGACGACCGCAAACCGAUCAUAUGCGACGACGACAGUGCACGGCGGGAACCGUGAUUCUAACGAGGUUUUCACGUAUACAGUUUGUUGGUUGCUUUCAUGUAACAUAAUCUUUUGACUGCUCGAUUUAUUUGAUUUUGUGGGUCAACUUCAUAUGGGCCCGUACAUAAAUUAUGUUAUACUUUAGAGAAAGGAGGGUUGUGUGUGUGUGUAAACAGUGCGAUAUCGUGUGAUAAAGGAAAAAGGGGGAGAAGUCAUAAGCUUCAUACGUCACAUAAAUAAAUAUAAAAUAAAAACCCUAAACAUCAAUUUGAUCAAAAACUUUUAAAAUAUACCAAUCUUUCAGUUAAAGAUUGUUAAAUUUUGUAUCUUUCAUCAUCAUCAUAUCAAAUAAUUAUAUAAAUAAUUUUGGGAGUGCUAUUUAGAUAAAUUUAAGAUUACAAAAUAUGAAAUUACAGCAACAGGCGGGUUAUGUCAGACACACACAUAUGUGAUCUAUGCGACAAGGACAGAGAAGACAUUCUAAAAACCAUGAAAUUUGUAUGACAUAAUUUGUGUAUGAUUCUAAAUAUGUAGUAACAGAAAUAUGUAUUCAGAAUAUGUAGUAUCAUGUGAACUGCCUAACUUUAAUUAAGUAUCCUAUUUAUAAUCUUUACAAAUAAAAGAAUUGAGAUGUAAAAUAUCUGAUAUAAAGGUGGAAAGGAAUAACUUUAAUUUUUUGGAUUUUGAAAAAAAUAACCAUAGAAUAUCUAAUAACCAAGUACCAAUAACUUCGGUUUCUGAAUUAAAAUUUUGAUAAAUGCGUAUGGACCAUUAAGCUCAAAUUUUGAAUUAACCAAAGUCGCACGAUAAUGCUUGGCUCUUGUUAAGAAGUCUGCCUGGUUAGAGUUAAAAAGUACAAUUAAAGUUUAGAUAGUUAAUUAUGAAAAAAAAAAAGACUACAACAGGCAGAAGAUCGCGGCAUUGUUAUUCUUUACAAGGAAGUCUUCUUAAUGAACAAUUAUUUUAGAUUAUUAUACCACUUAAUUAUAUUAAGGUGACUGGAACGAAUUUACUUCAUCCUUUUUAUUCUAUUGUGCCACAAAGAUGGAAAUAAACAUUUUCUAUAUUAGUUUUAUGAACACUAGACACAAAAUUAUUUAUCGGUAGGCAGGCGCAAUUGUAGUAGCAAGUAGAAACUAAUUUUACUUCGUAUCUAUUAUAACGUACAAAAAAUACUUCGUAUUUUUUACAAUGAAGAGCAGGAACGUUUUAGAGUGCCAAUAGAUAAAUAUUCGUAUGCAAUUUAGUAAAUUUAUUAUUAUAUUAAUUUGAAUUGAAGCUUAUGUAUAAAAUGAUCCUCUCUCAGGCUAUAUACGAUAGUCCUAAUAUCUUUAAUUUAAAAUCAAUAUUAAUACUCUAAUCUACGCCAAAGAAAAAGCAGGAUACAUUCAGUAGCCUUUACACAAAAACCUGAACUACUAAUAAUUAAUUUCGUCUGAGCAAUCGUCUAGUUUUAUAGACCGUAUAGUUCGUUUAUUUUAUUUAGUAUAUCGUGUAGUUUAUUCAGUAUAAAAUUUUAUUUUUCCUAAGACUUCGGAAAUCUUUUCUAAUAUUAUAAAUGUGAAAGUGAGUUUAUUUGUUAUGUUUUAAUGCCUUAACCAAUCACUUUGAAAUUUUGUAUAUACGUAGUAUAUGAAAUGGAGAAAGACAUAGAUUAUUUAUUAUCACAGUUACUGCACAUAUCCCGAUCACGUGGACAAAGUCGAAGGUGGUGGAAAAGCUAGUAGCCAGUAACUAAUAGUUGCCCUAUUUAAGAUUUUGUUCCACUAAAAGCAGCUAUUUUCAUCAUGAGUAAAUCAUUAUAGAACCAAAUAUGAUCGUAAUCCCUUCAGACUGUUGAAUUAUCAAAAUCAGUUCAGAAUUGGUGAAGAUAUCGCCUAACGGAACAAAACAGACGAAUUGAGAAUCUUCUUUUAUAAAAAAAAAUUAAAAUCUUGAUGUCGCAUCAGUAUUUGUAGUAGUCUUACAGUAAUUUUAUUUUAAUUAUAUUUGAGUACCUACCUUAUAAACAGCAAUUAUGUAAUAUGCAUAACACAUCGAUUUAAGUAUGGAUAUAAAAUCACGACAAAUUUAUUUCUUACGAGCAUUAUAGUGUUGAAUAAAAUAAAUGGAUAAUAAUCAUUUUACAUGGAAGAACCAACUAAUCAGGUCUAUUAAUAAUAACUUACUAAUAGAAACAAUUUCCACUCCAUUAUGUAGAUGGAGCUGCCUUGCUAUAUAGAGUUAUGUAAACAUUUCAUAUAUUGUGUACCUAGUCUUAUAUAAUAGUAAGUAUGUAUGUAGAUUGAAUACUAACUAAACAAGUAAAACCUUUAAAAUCUUAGCAAUGUAUGACAAAUUAUUAUACGCAAAGUAUGAACUACAAAGACUAUUUAUUUAAAGUAUGUAGGUACUCAAUUGUCACAGUAAACAACAUUGCCAUGUCAAAAAAAACAAGUAUUUUGCUUUAUUAAUUAAAAUAAAGAUCUAGCACAUACUGCGUAACUUUAAUCUAUUAACAAUAUGGAAACUAAACGGAUAUAUCCAAUGCAACCAUAUUAAAAAAUGUUUUAAAAUAAUUUGUGCAACUAAUGAAUCAUAAAACAGUAAUAAUAUACGACCAAACUUCGUUUACUGAUCUUUACAAAAGUACAAUGUAAUUUUCUAAAAAGUUAUGGUCAAUUAUUAUAAUAAAAUUGUAAAAUAAUGUUUAUUAAAAACACAAGUACAUAUACAUAUUCAUGAUAUAUUUAUAUGAGAGAGAAACGUUAAUAAAAUGGUUUAUUGCAAAGAAAGUUGUUUACGUUUGCAGUCAAGAAACGAAAUAAUGCUCAUAUAAUAUUUUUUGUAUGUUUAUAUUAACAAUAAUUGAAGGCGUAGUGAAGAACAAAUAUUUGGCCGCAUGUUCUAACUCAUACUGUAUAGAUCGCGCAAUUUAUGGGUUUAAGGGUCACUAAGAAACGCAAUAGAAAUAUGUAAUUAAAACCAAGGAAUGAUAUUCAAGAUCAUUAAAAUUCUAAAUGUAUUCAUAUUUAUAAAUUGUUUUAGUUAAAUAUCUUAUAUUAAAAUAUAUUAUUUACUAUUGUAUUAAAAGGGCUUUAUUGCGGAAAUGUUGAGCACAAAAACUUAAAAUUAACGUUCUUCCAAAUCAAAUCCAUGCUCUGCUUAUAAUUCUUAAUUUGAGUUUGUUUAUUGUGUCAAAUAUAAAUCUAGAUAUACCAAAUAUAUUAUUAGCACAGGCAUUGGACAGACUAUUUAUAUUGGUAAAUUUAUACACGAAUUUGUCUAUAGAAAUAUGUAAUUAGAUUCGUGUACAAAUUUCACGAUUGAAAUGUGUAUAGAAAGAUUCUAAGGCAUUGUUGUAUAUCCAUCUAUACAUAGGUUUAUUUUAAAAUGUUGAUGUGUACAUAAAGAAAUUAUAACUAA